AUGUCGUCCUAUACUGGCGCCUCCAUCGCCGGCGGCGGCGCUGCCCGCGGCCGCAGCCGAAGCUUCGGGAACCGCAGCAGCAACGGGGCCGACGGCAAUGGCGCCGGGGUGUUCGUGAGGGCGGGGGCCGACAACGAGAUGUACGUGCGGGCGGACAAGAUCGACUUCAAGAACCUGGACGUGCAGCUGGAGAAGACGCGGUCGCAGGUAUGGCUGGAGCACCAGCGGUCGCAGCGGUCGGCGUCGCCGCGGCCGGAGACGCCGCUGCUCGAGUGGGAGAUCGACCUCGCCAAGCUCGACAUCCAGAACCAGAUCGCGCAUGGCACCUUCGGCGUCGUCUACCGCGGCACCUACGACGGCCACGACGUCGCAGUGAAGGUUCUGGACUGGGGGCAUGAUGAGCAGGACACAGCGGCGAAGCACCGCGAGGCCUUCGAGAAGGAGGUCGCCGUCUGGCAGAAGCUUGACCACCCCAACGUCACUAAGUUCGUGGGCGCGUCGAUGGGGACGUCGCAGCUGAAGAUCCCCACGAAGGGGUCGACCUCCUCCUCCUGCGGCGGCCGCACCACGCCGAACGAGUGCUGCGUCGUCGUGGUCGAGUUCCAACACGGCGGCACGCUCAAGACGCUGAUGUACAACCACCGGGACAAGAAGCUUUCCUACAGGAAGGUCGUCCGUCUCGCGCUCGAUCUCGCCAGAGGGCUGAGCUACCUGCACUCGAAGAAGAUCAUGCACCGCGACGUGAAGGCGGAGAACAUGCUGCUGGACCGGAAGCGGACACUGAAGAUCGCCGACUUCGGUGUGGCACGCGUGGAGGCGCAGAGCUGCGAGGUGACGGGGCAGACAGGCACGCUGGGCUACAUGGCGCCGGAGGUGCUGCAGGGGAAGCCGUACGACCACAAGUGUGACGUGUACAGCUUCGGCAUACUGCUGUGGGAGACCUACUGCUGCGCCAUGGCCUACCCCAACUAUAGCCUCGCCGAUAUCUCCUACCACGUCGUCAAGCUGGGCAUCCGGCCAGACAUCCCGAGGUGCUGUCCACGGGCGAUGGCGGACAUCAUGACACGGUGUUGGGACGGGAACCCAGACAACCGGCCUGAGAUGUCGGAGGUGGUGGCGCUGCUGGAGAAGAUCGACACCAGCAGCGGCAAGGGUGGCAUGACCCCCGUCGACGACGUCGCGCAAGGGUGCUCCUGCUUCGGCUUCAACCGCAGCGUCGCCUAG
Molecule: messenger RNA, 1224 nt
Organism: Miscanthus lutarioriparius
Lineage: Eukaryota; Viridiplantae; Streptophyta; Magnoliopsida; Poales; Poaceae
Source: the annotation of a GenBank genome assembly